ACGUUACCAAGAAAAAAUAAUUCAAGCAAAAAUGUUGUUUAGACAUAAGAGAACAUAUAAUACUCAGAUGAGCACCCUAUUCCCCAUUCUCAUACAAAUCCACACAGGGAUCUCAUCUCCAAAGACAGGUUCACUGAGGGACAGGUCGACUUGAGAAAAACAAACCGAAUCUUCAUAAUGAGCGGCUUUGCGUGGGUGAAGAUCAAGAGUGGUUGAACGAGACAGAUCUCCAACACUCUAUAGUCGCACACUCCUUUUAUUGUUGCAUUUGUUGCAUGUCAUUGGUGAAUCCGAGAUUAAAUGUGAUGCAAUAAUGCCAUCUCCAGAAUACCUGGGGGCGUCCGUGAAUCAUUAAGCAUCAACACACAUUUGCAUGAUUAUGCGCACACACAUAAAAGCACAAACCAUCUACUUCUGUUACAUAUACAGUACACACACACAUAACCAAAUAUAGGUGCAUUCUUCAACAAAAACGCAAAAACGAAUCUGUGAAAACUUGCAUUCGUGGGGAUGCUUUACUGGUGCUGUGAGAGGGGGUGUGUUUGACUCCCGCUGGAGGAGCCAGUCACGCUGAGGAUGCGUCAGGGAGCAUGUCUGCUGUAGGAAAGAGGCAUGAUAUGUUGUGUCAGAAGGCAGUGGCCCUCAUAGUUGACCUAUGCACUCGGGACAGCCCACAGCUGGACCACGACACCUGUGAGGAGUUUCUCUUUCACAUCUCCAAUCAAGAGUACAACCACAAAGAACCUGACAUCACUGUUGGCGUUCCCAUCGGCGUGAUAAUAGCGUGUGGCUUGGCACUGCUGUUGCUUACCACAUUUGUCUCCUGGAAGCUUUGCUGGGUUCCUUGGAGGAACAAAACGCUCUCAUCGAGUUCAGCAGCCCUCGCCCCCGAAGACUGCCCUUCGCUUCAGCUACCAUCUCUUUCGCAGAGUCCUCAGCCGUCCGAGGUCGCCAUGGCGACUGAGAAGGAAAAAUAUCCUUUGGCAUCAAUGGGCUUCCUGGAGGCAGCUGUUAAAAUAAGCCAAACAUCUCCAGACAUCCCUGCUGAGGUGCAGCGCUCCAUGAGGGAGCACUUUUUGAGGCGUACGCAGCGCAUGCAAAGACAGACCACCGAACCGGCGUCAUCCACCAGACACAGUUCAUUCAAACGUCACCUGCCCCGUCAGAUGCAGGUAAGCAGUCUGGACCUCGGGGACGACUACGAAGUGGACGAACAACCAACCAGCAUAGGUCGCAUCAAUCCCGAACUCUACAAGCAGAUCGGCACAAAGAACGAAGACUCCAGCAACGGUGAAAGUGGCAAAAACUGCGGGAAGAUUAAUUUUUCGCUCCGGUACGACUAUGAGAAUGAGAUGUUACUUGUUAAGAUACUCAAGGCUUUUGAUCUACCAGCCAAGGAUCUUUGUGGCAGCUCUGACCCUUACGUAAAGAUCUACCUGCUGCCAGACAGGAAACAGAAAUUCCAGACUCGGGUGCAUCGUAAAACGCUCAACCCCACAUUCGAUGAAUCCUUCCAGUUUCCUGUUACCUACGAUGAGCUGCCUGUCAGGAAACUCCAUCUGAGUGUUUUUGACUUUGACCGAUUCUCACGGCACGAUAUGAUCGGAGAGGUCAUACUGGACAAUCUGUUUGAAGUGUCUGAUCUCUCAAGAGAGACGUCCAUCUGGAAAGACAUUCAGUAUGCUACCUCUGAGAGUGUGGAUCUUGGUGAGAUCAUGUUCUCGCUCUGCUAUCUGCCUACGGCAGGCAGACUAACACUCACGGUCAUCAAGUGCAGGAACCUCAAGGCCAUGGACAUCACAGGAUACUCAGAUCCCUAUGUCAAAGUUUCCCUCAUUUGUGACGGAAGACGUCUGAAAAAGAAGAAGACUACCACAAAGAAAAAUACUUUGAACCCCACAUAUAAUGAGGCCAUUAUCUUUGACAUCCCUCCUGAGAGUAUGGACCAAGUCAGCUUAUACAUCUCUGUCAUGGACUAUGAUCUAGUGGGCCAUAACGAAAUAAUUGGUGUGUGCCGUUUGGGGAGUGGUGCUGAAGGUUUGGGUAGGGACCACUGGAACGAGAUGCUGGCAUACCCCCGUAAACCCAUUGCACACUGGCACCCCCUUCUGGAGCACAAGAAGUCUGAAAAAGAGUGGAAAACUAGGACGGCCAGUUUUGACAGUCAGGGGUCUUGUCCCUCCCCCAAACCUCCUGCCAGCCCUUGAUCAGAGCCAGAUGUAAACCCACAGCCUCGGCAUCUUCACUCUCUUGCCGAUGUCUGUCUGUCUGUCCGAGGAAAAGAAAGAGAGAGAAAUAUACUCCUGUUAUCCACUUUUCCCCACGGGUUGCAUCUGGAUGCUUCCCGAUAACCCUGAUCUAAGAUCAGACCUUGUCAUCUUUGCCCGUUGUUCCUCGUGUUCAGAAUGUUCCAGGCAAGAUCUUCAGUCGGCUCCUGGGGGUGUUGUGCAAACUACUUCUAUAUCUACCGUAGAAUACUCUACAAAGCCAACGUUGUGUUCCUAGAAUAGUUUGGUAUCGUCAGCAGAAAUGUUUCUUCCCCAGAUUGAAAUGUGACUGUGGUGUCCUGUAUUCAGUCUGUGUGCAGUACAACUUUCCACACAACACUGCAGAUCUUUGCGGAUGCGGCUGCUCAGAUCUUAGAUUUUGAAAGCAGGACCAAUCGACUUGGGAGACUGAGGUUUUGAGAACGUUGGCAGAAUGAUGAAGGUAAAUUAGAGGUUGAAAGAGAAAAAUAUUGUCUUAUGUGGGAAAGCAAAUGAAGAGAUUUGAGGAGCUCAGAUGCAAAAGGCGCUACAUGCCAUCUCCAUCAACAAUGAGAUAUUGACCGAAUUCUCUCGGCACUGUGUUCAUCAAAUACCUUCACUUCAAAUCCACUUAAUCACGGCCAUGGGCCAUUCAGAAAUUCGGCUUUGUUGGCAGAAUCCGCUAAAUAUCAAAGUGCACGAAAGAUGAAUUGGAUGAAUGAAAGUGACAAGCAAACGACCAUGGAUCACAUUUUAAAUUUGGGUACUUGGACCUGAAUACAACCCGUAUGUGGCAGUGACAUGGAUCACAGCCCCCUAAUGUGUGGUUCAGUUUAUUCAUUUUUACAUUCAUCAUUUGUAAUGUUUCUAGUUGCAUAUGUAGUGAUUUUGCAAUUGUUUACUAUGUCUUGCCCAAAGAAGUGAAUUUUUUUUUUUAGAAGAGGAGGUUUUUGCCAAAAAAGCUUGCAUGCAUUUUGCAGCAAAAGACAAAUUUCCAAUGAAAUGAAUAAGGCAUUUCAAUAACUGACUUAUAGCAUUUUCAUUGCCACUACUGUGAGAAAAACAUAAGAGCCUGAUAAAAAAAAAUGCUCAGUUACAAAAAAACAUGCAGAUGCACUUAAAGGGUUUUGCAUCUGAACUCCUCAUUUGUUAUCUGCUAAGCUAUGAACAUUUUAUCUUUAAAAUCCUGUAUGAAUAUAAACUGCGUGAAGGUAUGAAGAAUAUAAAAAAUAGCAGUUUAUUGAUGUUGUAUAAAUGUUAUAUGUGAAAAAGAGACUACAUUUUCUCAGAGCACAAGAAUCACGAGAAAACAGAGAUGGUUUACAUGUAAAAACACACAAAAACACUUCAUAUGUAGCUGAGGAAAUCUAUUUGAUUACAUGAAUAUUCAUGUGUAUACCAGGAGUACAAAACUGGGCAUUUGAUGUAAGAGUUAAAACAUCUGUCUUGGUUAAUGAGUUUUUCGGUUUGCUUUUUAAGGAGGUGAAGCAGAAAAGUAGCAUUGCAUUUAAUAGAUUCAAUUACUCUUUGAACCCUCCCAACGUUCCAUUUUAAACGUCUUAUGUUAACAUCUCAUUCAGUUGACAUCUUUUAUUGUGAGUUUAAUUGGACUGUCAAAAUGUUCCAUAUUUUGCUGGAAAAUGUCUAGGGUAAGGAUUAUAUGCCUGCAUUUCCCCCCCGCACUAUAUGACAAGAGCAGGGUUGAUAUUGCAUCAAAAAAUUAUGAGGUAUUUAAAAGUAUUCUUCUAGUAGGUUUUAUAUGGUUUGUUUUAUUGGACACCAAUCAAUCAUAUUUUGUUUAUGAUGAUGUGAGGAAAUACAUACAAGUGCAAGUACAUACAGUCUAUAUCCAGAACAGCUGUAACGUAGAAAAUAUUGUGAGUUAACAAAAAUCCUUAAAGGGGCAUGAAAAUCCAAGUAUAUAUAUCGCUGCAGCCCUGAGACUGCAUGUGGGAGGAGCUUAUGCCACAAGGGGGGAGGAGCUUAUGCCGCAAGUAGGAGGGAUUUCAGAAAUGUGCAAGUAGGAGAAGUUUCCGCUUCAAAUGGGACGGUGGUGAAUCCUCUGGAAGUUUGUACAGCCCACUUGCGGCUAAAGCUCCACCCACUUGCUGCUAACCCACCCAUUUGCAGCUGGCUCCGACCUCUGUUUAUACCCGUUUCUGAAAAUCAGACUUUUUCCAUGCAAGUGCUAUGAUUGGGUCCCCAGUGUUAAUUGCACAAUUGAGUUUUAAUUGCAACAAACCACCAUCAUUGUGAUAAGUGUUUGAAUUUCAUCAGCUCAUUUGCAUUUUAAAGGACACACCCAAAACGGCACAUUUUUGCUCACUACAACAAAGUGUCAAUUUUAACAUGCUAUAAUAAAUUAUUUAUAUAGUAUUUUGAGCUAAAACUUCACAUAUGUGCUCUGGGGACACCAAAGAUUUAUUUGACAUCUUAAAAAAGUCUUGUGCCAUGGCCCCUUUAAUAUAUAAAUGAUCAUUUCCAAAAUGAACACGAUGCAAUCUUGUUCAGGAAUAAAAUUUAUAUCAUUUAGAGCUGGACAAUGCAGGUAAAAUAAUCAUUAAUGCUACUUUUUGAGCAAAAUUCAACAAUUAAGUUGCUUUUAUAACCAUAUUUUAUUUAUUUUUCUGAUUUGGAAAUAAUCUUUGUCUGAUUUACUGCCUACUGUCAUUUUGUUUUACAUUGCUAUUUACAACAUCAAGGAAAUAUAAAUUGAAUGGACUUGUUACUCUUUAAAGGGACACUCCACUUUUUUUGAAAAUAUGCUAAUUUUCCAGCUUCCCUAGAGUUAAACAUUUGACUCUUGCCGUUUUGCAUUCAGAUGAUCUCCGGGUCUGGCGCUAC
Messenger RNA from Misgurnus anguillicaudatus (oriental weatherfish), 5090 nucleotides. It is a transcript of the gene syt6a, whose product is annotated as synaptotagmin VIa. Gene Ontology annotation, biological process: calcium-ion regulated exocytosis. The record is from RefSeq and is a predicted model, not a curated record. Gene Ontology annotation, molecular function: clathrin binding; phosphatidylserine binding; calcium ion binding. NCBI's taxonomy places the organism in Eukaryota, Metazoa, Chordata, Actinopteri, Cypriniformes, Cobitidae. Gene Ontology annotation, cellular component: plasma membrane; exocytic vesicle.